Messenger RNA from Colletotrichum lupini, 1314 nucleotides. RefSeq lists its product as uncharacterized. Bases 1 to 1314 code for a protein of 437 amino acids. The record is from RefSeq and is a predicted model, not a curated record. NCBI's taxonomy places the organism in Eukaryota, Fungi, Ascomycota, Sordariomycetes, Glomerellales, Glomerellaceae. The transcript has a single exon.
AUGUUCCACGCGCUAGAUCAGCUCGUCAAAGGUCUUCUCGCCUCGGGCCAGAAAAGCUGGACAGUCGACCCAGUACGGCCCAUCUCCUUCAUCGCACCAAACAGCAGCGGCCGUACAGAACAUGUGUCGAAGACACCUCGUUCACCACCCUCACAAGACUGGGAACCCCUCGUCGAAAAGUGCCGUGGCAUGGCCACCCUGGCAGAGACAUCACAAUUCAGCGAACUCCUCUCGGUAUUUGGCAACGUCCUGGCAUCAACAAAGCAAAUGGUUCAGACCUGCACCCCUAAAUUCCUCGUCUACUUCUGGAAAAUCUGCAUCGCCCUCUUCCAAGUCCGCAUCGGAGGCCGGAGAGACUACCUCUGCCUGCGCCUCUUCCUCCACAGCCUCGGCGCCUACCUCGCCAGAUCCCCCUCGGUCGGCGCGCACCACGCUGUCACCGUCUUCGCGGCGUCGCUGAUCGGCGUCGUCGAGUCGGAACCGCUUGAUCUCAAAGUCGCGCUCGGCCUGGCGUACUGGAAGGCCAUCCACGUGCUCGCCAGCCUGCUGGGCGGCGACCACGCUGUCGUGCUGAACAUGACGACCCAUUGCGUGCGGCACUGGCCAGGCCGGUUCACGCCGCAGAAACACGUCCUCGAAUCUGCGUACCAAGAGCUCCUGUCCAGGGAAUCCUCGGCUCCGUGGGCGCUAUCGGAAAAGGAUAUCUCGUUGCAGCUGGACUAUCUGCGCACCGUGUCUGCGAAGAAGAACUACGCCCCGGACGUCAUACAGCGGGCAGACGAGCUCUGCAGGAUCACCCGAGAUAUCAGCCUGAGCAAGGCAACUACGGGCCGCCUGCAAGCGGCCGUCACUACUCGCGCCUUUGACUUUACGACGGAACUGCUGACGGCUCACCACCUAGAGGCAGCAAGUCGCGCGCGCGACGCGGAUUCCGUGGAGGCCAGUCAGGCAGUGGCGUUCGGCCUUCUCAACACGGCGAUAGAGAUCUUCCGAGAGGGAAGCCUCGAGUGCCAGAUCCGCGCUGUCGCGUUCUCGAAGCGGUUGGAGGUCCACCUGAGGGCAUCGGGCCGGAAGAAACAGGGGCUGGAUGAGAAGGAUCGAGGACGAGGUGUGCGGCUCGCCAUCAAACGGGCUGUGAUGGAGCCGUCCUGGGAGCCAAGCUUCACACCCACGAUGAGGAGAUCAUCACGUCCUCGAGCGUCGACCAAGGCGGCUUGGGCGGCUCAGAAGCGCCGAACCCGCGUGGAAAGCCGGGAUCAUCUUGUGUGUAUGCUCCAGGCGGAGAGUCGCACGCGGAUCUCUACGCGAGCCUGA